AGAAAUAAACCUGCGAGCGACCUCAUACUCAACACAAACUCCAAAAAUUAGAUGCUUUCCUCGUUUUGUGGCGACGGCCAUCCGUUCUCAACGGGUCUACCGAACGUCUCAAUAUGUGCUCAACACACGGUGCUCGUCUGGGUUCCAGCCGCAUUCUUCCUGCUCACUUUACCAUUUCUAAGUGCUCAGUGUCAUUUGACGGCUCAACGAUUCGCGAGGCUUCCGUUCAGUGCUCAUUUCAUUAUUAAGCUUCUUCUUGUCGCUUUUCUCGCUGCCAACUCACUUGCCACGUGGUGUUAUGUGUUAUUCUCGAAGAAUUCAUACGCUGCUGCGUAUUAUGUUUAUCCAGGACUAUGGGUUCUUGUUUGGACGGGUACCUUCCUAGUUCAUCUCAUUCGUCUUCGUUGUGGUCUCGUAUCAUCUGGAAUUCAACACGUCACUUCAUUAAUCUUUUUGCUCUGCGGUGCUCCAGAAUUCUAUCAAUGGAUUCGAAUGGAAAAUUCGAAUUCCUUCCCGAAUGAUCUCACCACCACCGACUCCGCCCAAUUUUUAUCGAUUGCCUAUUUAAGUUGGUAUUCGGCACUGAUUCUCUACACUUUUUCACUGUGUUUUGCUGAUCCGCGAGGAGCUAAAACUGAUGAUGAAAAAGCGUCGUCGAAAAGUGCAGCAUCACCGGAGCUGCAGAGCUCAUUCUUGAAUCGGCUCACACUGUGGUGGUUCAAUAGUAUCCCGUGGACAGGAGCCAGGAGGGAUUUGGAGAUCGACGACAUUUUCGAGCUUAACGAACGAAGUGGAACAGAAUUUCUCAGCGAACUUUGGGAAUCGUUUUGGGAGCCCAAGAGACUUAAAUACAUCCACGAUACGAGUAUUUGGGCGAAAAAGGAUCCAUCUGAACAGGAAAAGGAUCCAGUAGUCAUUCCAUCAGUUGUUUCAUCGCUUUUUAUGAUGUUCCGAUGGGAAUUUCUGUUGGCUUCAACGUUGAAAUUCGUCUCCGACACUAUGCAAUUUGCCAGUCCAUUUUUACUACACGAGCUUCUCAACUUCAUCUCGGCGAAAAAUGCUCCAUUUUGGAAGGGAAUGGCUCUGAGUAUUCUAAUGUUCUCUGUGUCGGAGCUCCGUUCACUUAUUCUCAAUGGAUAUUUCUAUAUUAUGUUCAGAAUGGGAACUAAAAUUCAGACGUCGUUGACAGCUGCUGUAUACAAAAAGACCCUACUGAUCUCCAACUCGGCGCGCCGUGACCGUACCGUCGGAGAAAUCGUAAAUCUGAUGGCAAUCGACGUCGAACGCUUCCAAAUGAUCACGCCACAAAUUCAACAAUUCUGGAGUUGUCCCUAUCAGAUAACAUUCGCUCUCGUCUAUCUUUUCAUCACUUUAGGCUAUUCUGCACUACCCGGCGUGGUGAUAAUGGUGAUCUUUGUCCCGAUGAACAUCAUCUCGUCGAUGAUUGUCAGAAAAUGGCAGAUUGAACAGAUGAAGCUGAAAGAUGAACGUACAAAGAUGGUUAACGAGGUGUUAAAUGGGAUUAAAGUGGUGAAGCUGUAUGCGUGGGAGGUUCCCAUGGAAGCCUACAUCGACGAAAUCCGAACGAAGGAGCUGGCGUUGAUCAAGAAGUCGGCGAUGGUUCGGAACAUCCUUGACAGCUUCAAUACGGCUUCUCCAUUCCUCGUAGCUCUCUUCUCGUUUGGAACUUUUGUCCUCUCCAACCCAUCUCAUCUUCUUACUCCACAAAUCGCUUUUGUCUCGUUGGCAUUGUUCAAUCAGUUGAGAUCACCGAUGACUAUGAUCGCCCUGCUCAUCAAUCAGGCGGUUCAGGCGGUCGUGUCUAAUAAGCGCCUGAAGGAAUUUCUGGUGGCCGAGGAGUUGGACGAGAAGUGUGUUGAUCGGAGUGUGAAUAUUGAACGGAGUCAUAAUGCGGUUCGGGUUGAGAAUUUGACGGCGUCAUGGGAUCCGGAGGAGGCGGCGGGCGAGAAGACGUUGCAGGACGUGGACCUCACGGCACCCCGUAAUUCCCUAAUCGCUGUCGUCGGAAAGGUCGGAAGUGGAAAAUCGAGUCUUUUACAAGCUCUUCUCGGAGAAAUGGGCAAACUUCGUGGCCGAAUUGGAGUGAAUGGCCGUGUGGCCUAUGUUCCACAACAGCCAUGGAUUCAGAAUAUGACACUACGAGAUAAUAUUACAUUCGGAAGACCUUUUGAUCGAAAACGUUACGAUCAAGUUUUGUACGCGUGCGCCUUGAAAGCAGAUAUUAAGAUUUUGCCGGCCGGCGAUCAGACAGAGAUUGGAGAAAAGGGUAUUAAUCUGUCGGGAGGCCAGAAGGCCCGAGUUUCGUUGGCCCGGGCGGUCUAUCAGAAUUUGGAUGUAUAUCUGCUGGAUGACCCCCUAUCCGCGGUGGAUGCCCAUGUUGGACGGCAUAUUUUUGAGAAGGUAAUCGGCCCAAAUGGACUACUAAGAGAAAAGACACGAAUCCUUGUAACCCACGGAUUAACCUACACUAAAAUGGCCGAUGAGAUUCUUGUAAUGUUGGAGGGAAAAAUCGAAGAAUCUGGAACAUUCGAGCAUCUUAUAAAGCGACGUGGACUAUUUUUCGACUUUAUGGAGGAAUACAAAUCCGGAUCCGAUAAUUCGAGUGAAGCAGGAGGAUCACAGGACGACGAUUUUGAGGCGAUUGGAGGCGAAAUUCAGGAUUAUAUGAACCCGGAAGAUGUCGUACUUACGGUUACCAAUGAUUUAGAUGAGACAAUUCGAACACCGGAACUGACAACUCAAAUCUCUACAAUGUCAUCACCAGAAAAGCCACCAACGGGAACUUCGCCGGCGGCGGCCACUGAAUCGCAGAAUAAAUUAAUCAAAAAAGAAGGAAUCGCUCAAGGAAAAGUAGAAAUCGCGACGUAUCAGCUUUACGUGAAGGCUGCCGGAUAUCUCCUUUCAAUCGCAUUCAUCGGAUUCUUCAUCGUCUACAUGACUCUUCAGAUUCUGCGAAGCUUCUGGCUAUCCGCAUGGUCUGACGAGUACGAUCCUGACUCACCGAGUGCUCAUCCGAUGGCUAAAGGCUGGAGACUCGGUGUCUACGGAGCGCUGGGCUUCUCUGAGACUGCGUGCUUCUUUGUGGCCCUGUUAGCAUUGGUGUUUGUAGGCCAACGGGCCUCUAAGAAUCUCCACGGCCCACUGAUCCAUAAUCUGAUGAGAUCUCCAAUGUCUUUUUAUGAUACAACUCCGCUUGGAAGAAUUCUUAAUCGAUGUGCAAAAGAUAUUGAGACUAUCGAUAUGAUGCUUCCAAUGAAUUUCCGAUAUUUAGUGAUGUGUGUACUUCAAGUCGCAUUUACACUGAUCGUUAUCAUUAUUUCGACGCCUCUCUUUGCUGUAGUGAUUCUCCCGCUCGCUUUGAUCUACCUGAUAUUCCUAAGGUACUAUGUUCCAACAUCGAGACAACUUAAACGUCUGGAAAGUGUUCAUAGAUCUCCGAUCUAUUCACACUUUGGUGAAACUAUCCAGGGAGCCGCGUCGAUUCGAGCAUUCGGCAAGGUUGACGAGUUUCGACAGGAUUCUGGUCGAAUUUUGGACACUUUUAUCCGGUGUAGAUAUUCGAGUUUGGUGUCGAAUCGAUGGUUGGCUGUUAGGCUGGAAUUUGUUGGAAAUUGCAUUAUCUUCUUCGCCGCCCUCUUCGCAGUUUUAUCAAAGGAAUUCGGAUGGAUUACGAGUCCCGGUGUUAUUGGUGUCUCCGUAUCGUAUGCACUUAAUAUCACAGAAGUGUUGAAUUUCGCGGUUCGUCAAGUUUCGGAAAUCGAAGCGAAUAUUGUGUCAGUUGAACGUGUAAAUGAGUACACUAACACUCCAAAUGAGGCUCCAUGGAGAAUUGAAGGCCGUGAGCCUGCUCCAGGAUGGCCGAGCCGUGGAGUUGUGAAAUUUGAUGGAUAUUCGACAAGAUAUCGUGAAGGCUUGGAUCUCGUACUUCAUGAUAUUUCAGCUGAUGUGGCUGCUGGAGAAAAGAUUGGAAUUGUUGGAAGAACUGGAGCGGGUAAAUCCUCGUUCGCAUUGGCCCUUUUCCGAAUGAUUGAAGCUGCCGGCGGUCGAAUUGUGAUCGAUGACGUUGAAGUUUCUCAAAUCGGGCUUCACGAUCUUCGUUCUAACAUUACAAUUAUUCCACAGGAUCCUGUAUUAUUCUCAGGAACUCUUCGUUUCAAUUUAGAUCCAUUCUUCACUUAUUCCGAUGAUCAAAUCUGGAGAGCUCUGGAACUUGCUCAUUUGAAACAUUUCGCUGCCGGUCUUCCAGACGGUCUUCUCUAUAAAAUCAGUGAAGCCGGCGAGAAUCUGAGUGUUGGACAGCGGCAAUUGGUCGCGCUGGCUCGGGCUCUACUCCGGCAUACUCGGGUUUUAGUGUUGGAUGAAGCGACGGCGGCUGUCGAUGUGGCUACGGAUGCUCUGAUUCAGGAGACUAUCCGAGAGGAGUUCAAAGAGUGUACAGUAUUCACGAUUGCGCAUCGAUUGAAUACUAUCAUGGAUUAUGAUAGAAUAAUGGUGCUCGAUAAGGGUUCAAUUCUGGAAUUCGACACACCGGACGCCCUAAUGGCCGACAAGAACAGCGCCUUCGCAAAAAUGGUCGCCGACGCUGCGGAACAGGACAAACACGAGUGAAAUUGACACAAAUUGACACCCAAAAAUUAAUAUUUUCAAAGCUUUAAUUCAUAUUUAUCCCCCAAUUUUUACCCCCGAAAAUUCCCGAAAAAUGCUCAAUUUUUUGGAAAUUUCACGAAAAGUUUCACUUCUCACACAAAAUGAAACCGGUGCUCUCCCUUUUUUUCUCUUUCAACUCAUAUUUUAUUACCUAUUACCCAUUUUUUGUUGAAAUUGUGUGAUUUUUAGCCGUUUUCUGUUAAGUAGAAGAACAAUAAAUUGAUUUUUUCGCGAAAAACAUA
Molecule: messenger RNA, 4910 nt
Organism: Caenorhabditis elegans
Lineage: Eukaryota; Metazoa; Nematoda; Chromadorea; Rhabditida; Rhabditidae
Gene: mrp-7
Product: Multidrug resistance protein mrp-7
Exons: 14
Coding region: 52-4629 (1525 amino acids)
Biological process (GO): transmembrane transport
Cellular component (GO): plasma membrane; membrane
Molecular function (GO): ATP binding; transmembrane transporter activity; ABC-type transporter activity
Source: RefSeq, marked reviewed